Bolinopsis microptera is the source of this 2570-nucleotide messenger RNA. RefSeq names its product vacuolar protein sorting-associated protein 51 homolog. Gene Ontology annotation, biological process: endocytic recycling; Golgi vesicle transport; lysosomal transport. The coding region runs from base 1 to 2241 and encodes 746 amino acids. The transcript is spliced from 16 exons. The record is from RefSeq and is a predicted model, not a curated record. Gene Ontology annotation, cellular component: membrane; GARP complex; EARP complex. NCBI's taxonomy places the organism in Eukaryota, Metazoa, Ctenophora, Tentaculata, Lobata, Bolinopsidae.
AUGUCUGAAGCAGGUGUCCCGAAGAAAAGAAAUAGAAACAGAUUGAAAGAAUUUUACGGAACUAAAAAAGAAGACAAUGUGGAUAAGACGACAGAUAUUAACAGUGACCAGUUCCACUCUGAUGUGUACAUGAAAGAUUUGUUGGGUAAGAAGCGUCUACACGAGCUCCUGGGAUCCCAAACUACCCUACUGAAGGAGAUACGGACUCUGGAUAGUGAGAUGCAGACGUUGGUAUAUGAGAACUACAACAAGUUUAUAAGUGCUACAGAUACAAUACGACGGAUGAAAGACGACUUCAAGCACAUGGAGGAACAAAUGGAGGCUGUGAUGGGUAACAUGGACUCUAUCUCCACCUUCAGUAACGCUAUCAGUGUAAACCUGAGUGAUAGUCGUCAGAAGAUAACCAAGUUGUCCUCCGUACACAAUCUACUGACCAAGUUACAGACCCUGUUUGAGUUACCAACCUUGCUGAGGAAGGCUAUCCAGAUGGAGGCUUAUCCUCAGGCAGUGAAAUACUAUUCCCAAGCAGCAGCCAUCCUCUCCCAAUACGAACACGUCAACUCAUUCGACGGCAUUAGAGAUGACUGUGAGAACACUGUGAAGCUCCUCAUAGACGCUCUCAGAGACACACUCGGCAACCCGGAAAUUACUGCUGCGCAGGUGGUAGAAACAACAGACAUGUUGAUUGAACUAAAAGUACCAGCCGGAGAAGUUAUAAAGCUCUAUCUCGACACUGCUCAUAUCACAUUACAAGCUGAUAUCGAUGCUGUCGGAUCUCCCCCUGAGAAGCAGGAUAUCCUCGAGUUCCUGGACACGACUGGGUACGCCUUCCUCGGCUCCGUGUCCCUGACCAUCUCUACCUACAAGUCAGCCUUCUCCGAGAACACUAACCUGACUCUACCGGGUACUGAGUUGGAGGAGACGCUGUCUGAGUUCGCUUACCAGCACUUCUCCGCUUACUUCGAGCACAUGCAGUCCAGGUUCACAAUAGAGACACAAGGCCCGGAUAACGCUCUGUUAGUACGGGGUCUGGACAGGUUUUACAGGAGACUCCAGCCCGUCCACACUCUCCUUCCCUCUGCCUCUCUGGAUAGGAUCGCCGGGGAGAUCGUUACCAAUACUAUUAGAUGUCGCAUCCAAUACUUCUCGGAGACACUGCACAGCCACUACAGUGAGACAGUAUCCGACGUGAAGCAGUCCCUGCUAGUCUCCCAACCUCCUCAGUUUGAAGGACAGAACACACUGGCAGACAUCAUGUCCACCAUGAAGGCGAGCCUGGUCGGGAAGCUGAAACUUGUUCUGGUCAAUGUCAAGGAGUUUAUCAGCGCAGAUAUUACCUUUGCUAACAAGCCGUAUUUCAGAGGACCGUUCUGUGUACAUGAUAUAAAGCAAGGGCUGGUGUUGAAGUACAUAGAGCACAUCCUACAACACGUCUCCACCCUUGGAGACAACCUUCCCCCCUCUCUCCUUCUUGUUAUGGCUCGACUUUGUCUCGACUUUGAGACUAACACCAUCAGUUAUCUGUGCAACCUGACGGAGGAGAUGUUCCCUCCUGACCAGUCAGCAGUCCCGGAACAACUCUCCCCAACAGUAACCGAGCUAACCUCACUUGCGCAUGACACUGUGCAGCAGGUACUAACGAGGUAUGUGAACGUGAAGGGCUUAUCAAUAAGUCAGAUGAUACACACCAGUGUUAAGACACGUGAUUGGUUGAGCGCUGUAGAGCCUAGAAACGUGCGAGCUGCGAUGAAGCGAGUAGUAGAAGAGAUAACAGAACUUGACACCCAGAUAGGGUCCCUAUUUGAAGAAGGAGCAGUACGGGGUCCCAACUCAGACAGCAGCCGUAGAGCCCUGUCUCAUAACGGCUCUAGAAUAGCGUCCUCAAAGUACAAGUACACUCCUAGCGACACUGAGAGCAGCUUGCUUAACAAGUUGUUCAAUGACCAAGUGGAGAUAUUUGGAAGUAUCCAGUUCACCAAGCUCUCAAUUUUAACGGGCAUCAUUAAAAUCGGACUAAAAGCUUUUCUAGAGAGUGUUCGUUUACGGACCUUCGGAAAGUUCGGUCUACAGCAAGUCCAGGUGGAUGUUUAUUAUUUGCGAGAGUACCUGUGGAGAUUUGUGGAGGAGGAACGUCUUCUUAACUUCUUACUCGAGGAGGUAAUCAGCAGUGCAGUUGACCGGUGUAUUGACCCUGUCACAAUGGAACCAUCUGUCAUCAUGCUGCUGUGUGAACCAAGUUAGAAAUCACAUCUGUCAUCUAUAAGGAGUCUAGAAUUUCGUUUAUUUUGAUUUUUGAUUUAAUUGAGAUAAAAUCCGAGGCUGUUAGAAUGGAUGGGUUUUAAGGUACAUAUUUGACUAUUAGAUACAACAUUUAAACUAAUUGUGUUGUUUUAAAGUAAAAUAUAAGUUUGUUCGCUUUACAGUUGAAAGAUUGUAAAAUAUUGAAUGUUUGCAUUUUGAAAAUAUAAUGUUAGCGCUGGCCGUUAAGUUUGUUUGGAAUAAUAACUUUAUGUUACCCUGCUAAAUCUGUUAAUAUGUAUGUACUUACAUUCAGUUAUGUGGAUAAUUUA